This is a messenger RNA of Nerophis lumbriciformis (worm pipefish), 2836 nucleotides long. The record is from RefSeq and is a predicted model, not a curated record. NCBI's taxonomy places the organism in Eukaryota, Metazoa, Chordata, Actinopteri, Syngnathiformes, Syngnathidae.
GCAAGAUGGCGUCUGAAGGUGAAGACGUUAUUGCAGUCGUCACAGUUCAGUGUUCUUAAUCUGUGCGUCCAUGUACACAUAUAUGUCCUUUAUUACACUCUAUUAAAUAGAGGAAACAUCGCUAAUAACUGUUUGCAUCCGGUUAUAUUAGUCUGAGCGCACUUUGAUGCUUCUCGAGCUAGCUUAGCUUGCUAGUUAGCUUAGCUUGUUAGCUGCUAACAAAGAGAGGCGGAAGUGAUGAAAACACAUCGAUAAGCAGAGAUCAAGUGUGAGUGUAAAGUGUUGUGAUUGUGUGAAAAUGUGCGAAAGAACCAUAGCAGAGUACGAGGAGGAACUUUGUCCAACAAAAGAGGAGAAGGAGCGACAACAUGAAAAACAUCAAGUUGUGUUACACACAACAGACAUCCAUCAGCUGAUUGGACACCAAGAAGAAUGUCUCCCUCAUCUGCAGGGGGACAGUUUCACUUUAGAGGAUCCACAGCCCUCACACAUGAAAGAGGAAGAGGAGGGAGAGUGUCCUGUAGGGCAGGAAGAGGAUGAUGUCAGCAAGUUUCCACUGACUGUUGUCUCUGUGAAGACUGAAGAGCAUGAAGACAAAGCACCUGAGUCCUCACAGCUUCAUCACAGUCCAAACGUUCAACAGCCCCUUCACAUUAAAGAGGAAGAGGAUUAUCCACAGCCCACGUACAUUAAAGAGGAAGAGGAUGAUCCACAGCCCACCCACAUUAAAGAGGAAGAGGAGGAUCCACACAUGAAAGCGGAAGAGGAGGGAGAGUGUGUUGUAGGGCAGGAGGAGGAUGAUGUCAGCAAGUUUCCACUGACUUUUGUCUCUGUGAAGACUGAAGAGAAUGAAGACAAAGCAACUGAGUCCUCACAGCUUCAUCACAGUCCAAACGUCUGUGAAGAACAACUUCUGCCUGAAAAACAGGAGAGUAGCUUCAGGAUGUUGAAGGAGGAUCCACCAAAGAGGAAGACCAGGCACCACGGACCCUCUGGCGUCUCAUUUUCCUCUUUGACACAGACCCUUCCCUGUAAAAAGGAAGAGGAAGACUCACUGACCCCCCACAUUAAAGAGGAAGAGGCGGAACACAGCAUCAGUCAGGAGGGAGAUCAUAUUGAAGGACUGGUGGAGUUCCCAGUGACUGGUGUCCCUGUGAAGAGUGAAGAUGAUGAGGUCAAAGGUGAGAGUGAGGAGAAGAGAGAGGCGGAGCCUCUAAGCAGCAGCUCAACACAACGCAUGACAACAGAAGCUGAUGGAGACCACUGUGGAGGAUCACAAGCAGACAAGAUCUUAGCUCCACUAUCAGAUAGUGAGGACACAACGUCACACUCUCCUGACACUGAUGAUGAAGACUCUAAUGAUGAUAAGACAUGUCACACUGACAACACUCACUUCAAAUGUUCUCACUGUGACAAAACCUUUAAAUACCAUAGUUCUCUGAAAACACACACAAGAAGACACACUGGAGAAAAAACUUUUAUCUGUUCAAUCUGUAGUAAAGAUUUUAUUGAAAGUCACAAAUUGAAAGUACACAUGAAAACACACACUAGUGAAAAACCUUUUUCUUGUUCAAUCUGUGGUAAACGUUUUACAGGAAGUCAGUAUUUGAAAGUACACAUGAGAAUACACACUGGUGAAAAACCCUUUUCCUGUUUAACCUGUGGUAAAGGUUUUACACAUAAUCAAUAUUUGAAAGUACACAUGAGAACACACACUGGUGAAAAACCUUUUAUCUGUUCAAUCUGUAGUAAAGGUUUUACACAAAGUCAAUACUUGAAAGUACACAUGAGAACACACACUGGUGAAACACCUUUUUCUUGUUCAACCUGUGGUAAAGGUUUUACACAAAGUCAAUCUUUGAAAAUACACAUGAGAGCACACACUGGUGAAAAACCCUUUUCCUGUUCAAACUGUGGUAAAGGUUUUACACAAAGUCAAUAUUUGAAAGUACACAUGAGAAGACACACUGGAGAAAAACCUUUUUUCUGUUCAACCUGUGGUAAAGGUUUUACACAUAGUCAGUAUUUGAAAGUACACAUGAGAACACACGCUGGUGAAAAACCUUUUUCCUGUUUAACCUGUGGUAAAGGUUUUACACAAAGUCAACAUUUGAAUACACACAUGAGAGCACACACUGGUGAAAAACCCUUUUCCUGUUCAACCUGUGGUAAAGGUUUUACACAAAGUCAAGAUUUGAAAGUACACAUGAGAAGACACACUGGUGAAAAACCUUUUUCCUGUUCAACCUGUGGUAAGGGUUGUACACAAAGUCAAGAUUUGAAAGUACACAUGAGAACACACACUGGUGUAAAACCUUUUUCCUGUUCAACCUGUGGUAAAGGUUUUACACAAAGUCAACAUUUGAAAAGACACAUGAGAACACACCCAGGAGAGAAAGUGUUGAGUUGCAGUGUGUGUGGUGAAAGAUUUUCUUCUGAGUACCAGUGUAAGAAACACAAGUGUGCUGGUGAGAACAGCAGCAGCAAAUGAAACUGCAGGAUUUGAAAUAAACUGUCAAGACUUUAAUGUUGACUUUCUGACAACAUCAGCACAUAUAACAUGUGUGACAUUGUUGUUUGUGUAACAAUCUUGUUAAUAUGCUCCUACAUUUUAUUUUUAACGUUGUUCCAGGUAAUCUUAUUUUCAGUGAAGGUUUAGGAUAGGCAAAUAUAAGCUUUGGCUUCAGCCUAUUCCUUUUUCGGUCAUGCUUUUUCUUUUCUUUUCCUUUUGUGUGUAAAUGUGUAUGAUUGUUAUAUAUGUACUCUUAAACUGGUCACACAAAAUGGUUAAUGGUUGAUGGUUAAUUAUGUGACCGAAAUAAACUUAUUUCAUUCA